AUGCCUCUAGAUACAUAUAAGAAGGGAAUCAGACACUUUGAAAAAUUGGCAGCUAGAAUACCGGGACCUCCAGCGUACCCGAUCAUAGGAACAGGAUAUCAAUUUAUUGGAUCAUCAGAACAAAUCAUGAGCAAAAUAAUUGAUAAUUCGAAAAUAUAUAAUCUAGAGCCUUUUAGAGCAUGGUUAGGACCAUAUUUUGCAGUUGUCAUCGCUAAACCAGAAGACUUACAAAUUGUCUUUAAUAAUUCAAAAACUCUUCAAAAAGACCAUAUGUACGAUUUUUUGAAGAAUAUCGUGGGUGAAGGUUUGUUUACUGCACCCGUUGAAAAAUGGCGGAUAAACCGACGCAUGAUCACUCCUAUCAAAAUACUUUAUGUUGUUGACGAAAAUCUCAAUAUCAGCAUUCUUGACAUUUUAGCGUACUGA
Diuraphis noxia (Russian wheat aphid) is the source of this 426-nucleotide messenger RNA. RefSeq names its product cytochrome P450 4C1-like. The record is from RefSeq and is a predicted model, not a curated record. NCBI's taxonomy places the organism in Eukaryota, Metazoa, Arthropoda, Insecta, Hemiptera, Aphididae. Gene Ontology annotation, molecular function: monooxygenase activity; oxidoreductase activity, acting on paired donors, with incorporation or reduction of molecular oxygen; heme binding.